Trifolium pratense (red clover) is the source of this 825-nucleotide messenger RNA. RefSeq names its product protein MAIN-LIKE 1-like. The record is from RefSeq and is a predicted model, not a curated record. Lineage: Eukaryota; Viridiplantae; Streptophyta; Magnoliopsida; Fabales; Fabaceae. The coding region runs from base 1 to 825 and encodes 274 amino acids. Gene Ontology annotation, biological process: meristem maintenance; meristem development. The transcript has 3 exons.
AUGAGGUCACAACUUCGUAAAUUUUGCACCCUUUUAUUUGCUAUUCUUCUUCUAUGGCCUCCUCCAUUGAUUUUGAGAGAAGAAAAUGUUGAAGAUGAAUUGGAGUGGGGGCGAAGAGGUCGAGGAAGAGGUCGAGUGGCGCGUAUCAGAGGACGCGAUGGUAGAAUUAGGCGUUCCGAAGAUAUCGGACAUGAAGAGUUUCUACGGCGCCAGGCGGAGGAGGAGCAGGAGGAGGAGCAGCAGGAGGAGGAGCUUGUGCCGGAGGUGCAACCUGUGGUGCAGCCUGUGGUGUGGCCUGGAGGACCGAUUGAUACUAGUCUUCUGACACGGUAUCAUGAGCACGUUGCUCGUCAUGUAUGGUUUGGCGAGGAACGUCAUGGACCAAGAAUUGAAUUAAAGAUAGCAUCUCUCGGUGGCAAACUGGCCGAAUGGGUUCCUGAUCAACAUCCACGAUAUGUUGAAGGUUGGAUGACUGCAUCUGGGUUGAGAUCACUUGAGCGGACCAGUUUGAACAAGGUCGAUCCGAAUCUUAUAUCCGCGUUUGUUGAGAGAUGGCACCCAGAGACAUCGUCAUUUCACAUGUCGUUCGGUGAAAUGACAAUUACACUGGAUGAUGUUGCAUGUUUGUUGCAUAUUCCUAUUAGGGGUGACUUUUACACACCGUCAUCGUUCACAGAGGAAGAAGCUGCGGCACUUGCAGCUGAAUUGUUGGGUGUCAGUCUUCAGUGUGCGGCCAGAGAGACAAGAAAGCAGCGAGGUGGAUAUUUUUCUCAACAAUGGCUAUUUGAUAACUACAUAAGGCAGUGUGAAGUUGAGAAUUAUUGA